Molecule: messenger RNA, 2850 nt
Organism: Schistocerca serialis cubense
Lineage: Eukaryota; Metazoa; Arthropoda; Insecta; Orthoptera; Acrididae
Product: Krueppel-like factor 2
Exons: 3
Coding region: 107-1252 (381 amino acids)
Biological process (GO): regulation of transcription by RNA polymerase II
Molecular function (GO): DNA-binding transcription factor activity, RNA polymerase II-specific; RNA polymerase II cis-regulatory region sequence-specific DNA binding
Source: RefSeq, a predicted model, not a curated record
UUAUUGUUCCCGCGGAGGCACUCUAAGCGUGACGCCUGGCGCCGGGAGACGGAGGCGUGCAUGUGGGCUGCCGUUGCCGUUGCCGGAGCGACACCAACCCGAUGGGAUGGCUGAUUUCCAAGAGAAUAUGCGAGCUGCAGAGACCUAUCAUCCUGGGUGCCCACCAGGCCUCUUCGGUGGAUCACGAUUGCAUCCUGGGAUCGAGGCGUCUUUGACGUCUUCCUAUGAUCAGUACGAUAUGUGGCAAGACAUCGAGACGGUGAUCCUGGGCGUGGGCGUGGGCGCGCCGCUGGCCGACUGCUACGCGCCUGCGGGAGCGGCGGAGGCGGGCCGCGACCAGCAGGUGCCGGUGGUGUCCCCGGGCGCGCUCUACGCCAGCCCGUCGCCCACCGACGACGACGCCGCCAAGCCGGACACCGCUUCUUUCUACUUCCCGCCUGCCGCCCCCGCGUCCGGCAAGGUGAAGCUGGAGGCGGCUCACCACCAUCACCACCACCACCACCACCACCAGGAGGCCGCGACCGCGUACCACCGGCCCGUGGCCGCCUUCCCCUACUCGACGCCGACGUCCUCGUCGUCGGGGACGGGCCCCGGGCAGCACUUCCCGCAGCCGGCGGCCUAUCCGGGCCAGUACGGUGCGCCCGCCCCCACAGCAGCCUCCGCGGCCGUGCCCUCGGGCCACGUGCCCUUCGGCCAGAUUUCGCCUCCCGCUACGCCGGAGAACUGCCCCGGCUUCUACCUGCACCACCACCACGCGCCAGCCGCCGGCUACGGUGACGUGUAUCACCACGGCCGGCACCCUCACCCGCACCCACACUUCAAGAUCCUGACGCCGCCGUCAUCGCCGCACCUGCCCUUCCUGGGCCGGCAGCCCCUGGCGCCGCCCCCGCCGCCCCCGCCGCCGGUCCAGCCGCCCGCGCCGACCGCACCCGGCAGCGCCGUUCCCAAGCCGCGGCGCCGACGCAACUGGAGCCGGCGCAAGGUGAUCGUGCACACGUGCUCGCACCCGGGUUGCGGCAAGACGUACACCAAGUCAUCGCACCUGAAGGCGCACCUGCGCACGCACACGGGUGAGAAGCCGUACCAGUGCGGCUGGAAGGGCUGCGGCUGGAAGUUCGCGCGCUCCGACGAGCUAACGCGCCACUACCGCAAGCACACGGGCGACCGGCCCUUCCAGUGCCGCCUGUGCGAGCGCGCCUUCUCGCGCUCCGACCACCUGUCGCUGCACAUGAAGAGGCAUAUGACCAUGUAGUCGCCGCCGCCGCUCUCGUCGUUAGUGACAAACUAGUCAGCAAGGCCAGAAUUUCUUUCAUAUAAAUACUGUACAUAUCUGCACUACAAAUUGAAGUACCCGGACGGUCGAGUCAAAUAGAAAAGUCGAACACGUGUCGUAAAUACCUAAAAACACGACAUGCCCUGUUGUUUUCAUAAUAAAGCUGAAAACCUAAGGCGAUCGUUAUUUUUUCGAAAAAGAAUCGUAUUAGGUCCACUGUGCUGUACACAAUGUUUGCGAGGUAAGAAACGUGAAACUGGUUUCUGUUUGAAAGAGUGAUGUUGCUUAGUCAUAAGUGACUGGACUCGUAUUUGGUGGGACAUCGGGUCGAGUCCUCAUCUGGCCAUUCUGAUUUAGAUUUCCCGUGGUUCUCUUAAAUCGCUCAAAGCAAAUGCUACGAUGAUUCCUUUGAAAAGAACAAGAUGGUUUCCUUUCUCAUUUUUCCCCUAUCCUCCUUCCUGUGUUCCGUCUCAAAUGAACCCAUCGUUGACAGUAAUAUAAACUAGAAUCUUUCUUCCUUCCUUCGUCUCGUACUAACUGCUUAUAUGAACUAUUUGUAAAACAUUCUAGUAAAGUAAAAGCAAGCCCAGUUCCAGAACAUUUUUCCACUCAAGCGGCCUGUGAUAACCCAUCCUUCCUCUCCCCUUUGUAAGUCGUUCAUUUCUACUCGUUUUAGGUGUCGUUAUUAAAUGUGAUACCCAUCGUAUACAGAUCUUACAAUUGGGCGUCACUCUCAUCUUGGCGCUCCAAGCGGCCUCUUGUGCUGCCCGGGCCCUAAACUGGAUCUGAGUACAAUGGUCAAUUUCCAGAAGUGCUGGUUUCCAAGAAUUCCUUUAUACUUGAAAGUAAAAAUUAUCCUGAGCCAUGCCUCGAGCAAAAUUAAGAAAAAUGGCAAUUUUCGGGACUUCUGACGUCUAACCUCGGCACAGGCACUCAGCGGCCAGUCGGCAUCGUGCAUUCCUCUGGAACUGACAGCGGAGUUAGGUUCCUCUUUUUUAUUUCACCCAGUAAUGCUACAUGUUAUUUGGAAGUUUAGUUAAAUAAAUAAGACGCUUUUCUAAGCACCAUCAGCUUAUUAGUUUACUCUUGCCAGUGGAAACAAAAGGUAGCGAGGGAGAGACGGAAACUUUUCAGCACAGAAGACAUUAUUUAAUUUAAUAAAUACAGCGAAUUUCCAUUUGACUCGGCUUCCAUAUUCGUGAAUAGUGUUCGGAUGACGUCCAUACGCCAGAAGUGCAUGAUCGAUUACCUAGACUGUAAGAGUUGGUAUCAGACUGCUAUUAGGACACAUCCUCUGGUGUACAGAACGUGUAUUCUUGCUUAAGAUAUUUAUAUUGAGACACAUACUAAGGUAAUAAAAUGUACACGACUGUGUCCGUUACCAAACCGACAUAACAGUUGUUUGUAAAAUAGUCGCUAGUUGUUAUUGAAAUAUGUCAUCAGUGAAAUUUUACGAUUUUUUUCUUCAUAAGGACGUCAAUCGCUAUCUUGUAAGUGCCAUUUUAUUCAUGUGUUAAGUAUAAUGUAAAUACAUGUAAAGAAGUUACAUUUUCAUGGAGUUGUUUGCAAUGCAUGUU